Chironomus riparius is the source of this 1256-nucleotide messenger RNA. The record is from the annotation of a GenBank genome assembly. NCBI's taxonomy places the organism in Eukaryota, Metazoa, Arthropoda, Insecta, Diptera, Chironomidae.
UGGACUCAGUCGUUUAUUUGUCGUGUACUGGUUAAGACGUGAAAAUUAAUAGUAAUAACAUCACAUGGAGCAAGUGUUAGAAAAAUAUUGGAAUGAGAAAUUUUGGUUGCCCGAAAAUAUAACAUGGAAAGAUCUUGAGCCAGGCAUUAGAGACGGGAUUAUAUACAGGAAUUAUAAUGAUUUGUUGUGGUCAAUACCAUUGGCGAUUGUUAUCACUGCAUUGAGAUCGUGUUGCAUUAAAUAUUUCUUCAUACCUCUAGGUCGCUUUUUGCAAAUUAAGUCUAAGAAAGUGAAAACACCAUUUGAAAAUGCUGUGCUCGAGAAGAUGUUUAAAAAAUGUCACAAGCUACCAUCAGAUAUGGAACUAGCGAAUUUAAAGAAGCAAACUGACAUAUCGAAAAGAGAAAUUGAGAGAUGGUGGAGGAAGAGAAGAGCUCACGAUCGACCGACUUCAAAAGACAAAUUUGGUGAAAACUGCUGGCGCUUCUUGUUUUACAGUCUUAACUUUAUAUUCGGCCUGUCAAUUUUAUGGAAUUCAUCAUGGAUGUGGAACUUUAUUGAUAUGUUCCGUGACUAUCCAAGACAUUCACUUGAAAAUGGUCUUUGGUGGUAUUACAACAUUACUCUGGCAUUCUAUUCAUCACAAACAUUCCUUCACUUCUUCGAAACCCGCCGUAAAGAUUUUUGGCAAAUGUUCGUUCAUCACAUCCUCACAAUCACAUUAAUAAUGGCAAGUUGGACUGUUAAUGGGCGAUUCCAUGAGUGAAUUUUUUUUUCUCAACUCAAUUUUUUGUAAAUAUUUCCUUAAUUAACUUCAUUUAACGCCAUAUUUAAGAUUUAUUAUAUCUUGUUGGAAGGAGCAAAAGCAUUAAAAUAUACAAAGUAUGACAAAUUGGCAUCAGUUACCUUUGUAGCAUUCACACUUGUAUGGAUCAUAACACGAUUGGGAAUUUUCUCAAGAAUCGUUCACUGUGGAAUUUUUGAGUUUCCAACACUUUUCUCGCCAUAUCCAAUUUACUAUCUUUUAGCUAUAAUGAAUGUGUUCCUUCUUACCUUACAUAUUGUGUGGACUUAUAUGAUCUUUCAAAUUGCAAUUAAAUUGAUUACACAUAAUAAGUUUGAAGAUGUAAGGUCAAGCACAGAAGAUGAAAGUGUCAGUGAUCAUGCUAGUGAUGCUAAGAAUGGUGUUAAAAUGAAUGGAAAUGGAGUGUCAGCAAAUGGUCAUGCUAAAAAUGGAAGCGUUGUGCAUUAAAAAG